AUGACCUACGCAGACCAACAAGACCACGACGAAGGCGUGACGCAGCCAACGCGCAUGUCUCCCUCUGGUAAGGACAAGGGCGGUGGGGAAGCUGUGGACAAGGCGUUGCAGGAUGUCCCCAAGUCCAAUGACACCAAAGCUACAGACGAAACCCCAGACGAUCCAGCGACCGGCCCCUCGGGCGACACCGGAGGCGACGACGACGCGGCAGAAGACACGUCGGUCGUGGCGAUCUCCGUGGAUGAAGAGGCACAAAAGCCCAAGGAUACCUCUGAUGCAGCUGAAACCUCGGUCGACAGCGCGUCGGAUUCGCGCAAGCGGCCGGGGUCCCCCAACUCGGACUCGGCGCAGCGCGACAAACGCGCUCGUGCUGAAGAGGGGAGGACGUUGGAACAGGGUGCGGAGCACGAAAAGAGCGCAUCCGAGCCCCCUGCACUGCAGCCUCCUGUGACAUCGACGUCCAAGGCGCCGUCGGCGAGCCCAGCCCCGCGUGGGGAGCGCCAUGGUUCUGCUCUGCUACAGGAACAGACGCUGUGGGGGGAAGACACAGGGACCUUGAAUGUAUAUGUCUGGGAUUAUCUGCGGCGGCGCAACUUCUCACGGACGGCGCAGGCCUUCCGGGAGGAAUGCGAUCUGCCAGAAGAGCCCGAGGUGCCUCUACAGACCCCCAAGGGGCUCUUGUUUGAGUACUGGAGCGUUUUCUGGGACGUGUUCACCGCGCGGGCCGGACGAGCGAGCAAGGAGGCGAACGAGUACAACGACUUCUUGGAGUACCGCCGUUCGCAGCGGAUCAACAAGGCGAAGAGCAAGAGCAGUUUACUCGGACCGAGCCUCUUUCCUGACGCCACGGCGUCAGCGGUGGCGGGGUCGUCCCAGCAGGAUCUGGCGCUGAACCUAGCACCGGGCAACCCGCUGCAAUCGGCGAAUGCAGCGCAACGCCUGAUGAUGGGUGACCAAGACGCGGCAGCGGCAGCCACGCUGAUCCCGCCUGCGACGUUGCCCUCUGCGACGCCUGCACCUCAGCCGCUCGCGGCGAAUCAGCAGGCGCAUGCCCAGCAGCAGCAUGCCCAGCAGGCACCAGCGCGGCAGGCCGAGCAGCAGGCCGGCCAGCAGACGCCGACGAAACCACCUCAACCUCCGCUCACCCAGCCUGCGCAGCAGCCCCAGGGCCAGGGCGCGUUGCCGCAACGUGCCCCUGGAUCACAGCAGCAGACGCCUGCGCCCCAGAUGCCGGUGCAGAUGGAUCAGACACAGGUGCAGCAGCAGCAGCAGCAGGCCGUGCCGCAGCAUGCGCAAGGGGGUCAGAUGCCGAUGACGAAUGCGCACGCGACACAACAGCAGCAGCUUCAAAUGCAGCAGGCACUCGCGCGUGCGCAACUUGGCCAAGGCUGGAAUCCGGGUGCGCUGACGCCACAGCAGCAGCAAAACCUACUGAUUACGGCGGCGUUGCGUCAGGGUAUUCCGCUGGAAGAGCUCAAGAACAUGGCUCCUGCGGCGCGUCUUUCAUUGUUUGGCAGCCUCAUUCCCAAUGCUGCUGCACUGCAGGCGCAGCAGGCGCAGCAGGCGAACCGACCUGAUGCACAGAUGCAGGCGCGGCUCUUGCUGCAGCAGCAGCAGAUGCAGAAUCAGGCUGCGCAAGCGAACAAGACGCAACCCUCAUCGCCCGCUGCGAUACAGGCCCUGUUUAACCGGCAGCCGCAGCGCAUGACACCUUCAAUGCAGCUGGGUCCGAACAACAAGGCGCCUGGCUCUGGUAUGCACGAUGAGUCGCAGCAUGCCAAUGCCAACUCCAUGAAUGCUCCGGGACAGGAUACCCCGAGCAUGCAGGGCGCUGCAGGCCAGCAUGAUAUGGCCGGACGGCCCAUGACACCUUUUAACCGCGACCCUUCUCAGAACGGCGCCCAAGGACACCUUCCGGGUGCGGCGCAGCAGACUGCUGCUCAACUCAACCCUCAGCAGCGCCAGAUGCUUGUGAUGCAAUACCAGGCGUUGCAAACGGCUGUUAAAAACGAGUGGAUGAAGGCGCAGAGUGCCCCGUCGCCGGCGAUCGCGCAGCAGUUCUUGGUCAAUGCUCAGCAGCUUCAAAGCAAGGCGCAGUCAAUCGUGACCUUGUUGCAGAAUGACCCUGCGCAGCAGCAGACCCAGGCGGGUUUCUCGGGCGGGGGCCAAAACCAAGGCAUGAACCCAAUGUUCCAGCUCCAGCUCCAGCUCCAGCAGCAGCAGGCUCAGCAGCAGGCUCAGCAGCAGGCUCAGCAACAGGGACAGCAUACACAGGGCAUGCAAGGGCAGCAGGUUGGUGCGCAGCCUGGGCAGGGCCAGCAGCAACAGCAGCAGCAGCAGCAGGUGCAGGGCCCUAAUGCCAUGGCUGCGUUGAUGAACCACCAGGUGAUGCUGCAGCAACAGCAACAGCAGCAGCAGCAGCAGCAGCAGCAGCAGCAGCAGCAAAAACCGGGGUUCAUGGCAAAUACGCCCGGUGGAUCCCAUGUGGCUACUAACUUGCGCUCCGGUGCUACGUUCAACGAGUUGGAUUUUUCCGGAAACAAUGUGAACGCCUCUGCGGCGAACCCCUACUUCCAGCAGCAAAUGGCGCUGAACAACCCUAAUGCUGCAAUGGCUUUUCAGCAGCAGCAGCAGCAGCAGCAGCAGCAGCAGCGCCGGCCUGGAAUGCCGCAAAACCAGGCGCAUAUGCAGGGCAUGGGCAACCGCGCGCACUCGAUGAUGGGAGUGCCUGACUCGGCGAAGCAAGGCGCGAGUGAGAACGGUGCUCCCCCCUCCGCUGCAGCAGUGCGCGGUAGUGCAACUGCGCCCUCGACACCUGUCACAAUGCAUGCCAACGUUGCGAACAAGCAGCGUGCGCCCUCAGCUCAACGUGCGCCCUCGCAAGCCCCUAAUGCCGGCCGUCCGCUUGGCCAAGGCGAUCCUAAUGCGAGCCCCUGGCAGGCGCAUGCGUCUGCGCAAGGCAUGGACUCGCCGUCGACGCCUGGUGCUGGAAAGCAGAAAAAGAAACAAGGGCGGACAAGUACAGGCAAGACGCCGGUGAUGUCCAACCGUGCGCUGGGUGGUGAUGGCGAAGGGAACCAGGAGAAGGGUGGUGAGCAAGGCGACUGGGAUGCAAGCAGUUCCAAGAGCGACGGCGGUGUGCCCUCGUCGAACAAUGGUAUGCUGUCGAUGAGUGGCAAAGGACUUUCGCAGAGCAUGCUAGGCCAAGGUGCGUCCGGUAUGCAAGCGAGUCUACAGUCGUUGCAGCCGCAUUCCGUGCUGGGUAUGCCCUCGGCGAUGGACGACAUGACGAACGGGCUGGAUGCGACGAUGUCCUCGGACCUCGGCAACCCCAGUGCACUCGGCAUUAAUGGCGGAAUGGGCGCCGGUGUGGGCGGAACGGACGACUUUGCGAGCAUGUUUGGCGUGUCGGACAUCUUUGACUUUGACUUUGAUGGUGGAAAUGAUGCUGCGGGAAGUGGUAGCGGGCUGCUGGGCAGUGCCGGUACCUCUGGAAGCAAUCAUGCAGGCACGAACAUGUCUGCCGGGCACGAAGACAAAGCCGGAUCCGAUGCGAGCAACAAGGUGCACCUAAAGGCUGAGCCCUAA
Molecule: messenger RNA, 3588 nt
Organism: Malassezia japonica
Lineage: Eukaryota; Fungi; Basidiomycota; Malasseziomycetes; Malasseziales; Malasseziaceae
Exons: 1
Coding region: 1-3588 (1195 amino acids)
Molecular function (GO): transcription corepressor activity; protein binding
Source: RefSeq, a predicted model, not a curated record